UACAUUAGCGGGAGGACGGUCGCCCACAUUCAUUUUCGCGUAUAGUAUUAAACGCCUAACUAUACUGUAAUCGUUACUUAUCAAACGUAAUUGUUUCUUUAUCUAUAUUAGUACAAAUUUCAUAUUUAAACCCUUGAUUGGGUGUAAACUGCUUGAUAAUACAUAUUAACUGUAUGCAAAGUUUUAUUAUCAUUCAAAUAGUAAUCAGUGAUUGUGGCUUCGGAUUUAUUUGUGAAAAAAAAAUAUUUGGCUGUACGCGAAAUUCCUUUGCACAUCUAUGGUGCAAGAAAUACUAUGCAGGGCUCUUUAUCAGAGUGAUAUGUCAACACGUAACACGGCCACAUCGUUCCGCGCUCGCCGCGGCCACAAGGAGCGGUCCAAGAACUUCACGGAGCUGGAGAAGCGGACAGUCCUCGAGCUGAUCGCCCACCACAGGGACGUGCUGCGACAGGGCCGCUCCAACAACGCUACUAACAGGAGCAAACAGUUGGUGUGGUCGACAAUAUGCGAGGAGGUGAACAAACGGUGCGGAGGCGACCGUCCCCGCACUCCCGCGCAGGUCAAGAUGUGGUACGAGAACUAUAAGAAGAAGUGUAAAAUGCGCGCACAUGACACACAGCAAUCGCAGUCGGAACCGCCGGGCCUGCUGGACGGCAUGCUCUGGCAGAACAUACACCCUCUAGACGUAAAAGACGAGGACGGCGAGCCGACUACGAGCGCGGACGGUGGCCACAGCGUGAAGGAUGACGACUGCGUGCCGGUCAACGUGAGUCCCGCACACUAUAUGUCAAACGGUCGACUAUCAAGUACGAACGAAAGCGAAGAUACGAUGCCGAACGUCCUCGAGCCCCAAGUACAAAUUAUCCCCCAAUCCUCGCCCACCCCACCCCCGCACAAACCGCUCCCCCUCACACCGCUCCCCAUCCCCCCAAUCCCCAUCCUCACGAACCCCCUUCAAGCAAUAGAACAAGCGAGAAUACAACAGAAUUUCUUACAAAAAUUAAACGAACUAUCAAAUACGCCAUUGAAUUUGAGUAAUUUAGAUGAUAUGAAGAGAAAAAAUGGUCAUGAAAGACAGGAGAAAUCGGAAGAUCAGAUGAAACACGAUUGUGGUACAGCUACGGAGGAGGAGAGGUUAUAUUUCACGGCCAAAAGACAACAUGCGAUAUGGGAGCAUGAAGCUAAAAUGAAAAUACUGAACAUGGAGCUAAGACAGAAAGAAGAAAUUUUUUCGUUGCAAAAACAACUGUUUCUCAUCGAGUUACGGUUGAAAAUGGAUUUCCUUGAGAAGGCCGGCGCUAAAUGAUGGGAAAGCGCCGCCAAAGGAAACGUCGUCGAACCGUUUGUUUUUUUAAUUAAAAAAAAAACAACGAGCAAAGGAAAUGAGCCGCACAUCCGAGUGUAAUCUAGUUUUAAAAAGUGCCAUCUACCGUGUAGUUACCGAAUUAAUUCCUUUCAUUUUCAGUUUUGAGUAGUCAAACUACUAAAACGAUCCAUUAAAAAAUUAUAUAAAAUAAUGUUAUUUUUUAAUAAAAAAAAGGAGUUUGCAAUAAUACUUAAUACAGGGUAAAGGUACCAAUAGCUGUCCCAUACUGUUGGCCGGCUAUUGGUCCGUUUACCUUAUUGUGCACUGUGACGUUUGAAGGCCAAUCAGUCACGUUUGAGGCCAUAGGCCAGAGUCUAGGUCAAUAACAACGAGAUAUAAGCAAUAUUAAGAUAGAUGCCGCCUUAAGGCCUUAACUCUUAGUAUUUAAUAUAAAAAGUGGCCUUGUUUGGCCUUCUUUAAAUUGAAAUUACUCUAAUGUUAAGGCCAAAUUAUAGACAAUUAGUCAACAGAGAUGUGUGGGCCUGGUACUAGGCCUAUUGGUCUAGCAUAGACUCUAAUCUAUGGACUCAAAAGGCCAAGUUUCAAUGUGAUUACGAAGUUAUUUUUGUAUUCGUUAUACAUUUGUCUAUAGCUUAUUUUUUAUGUUUUUUUUUUUUCGUUAGAAUAAGAAAAGUGCUUAAGUUCGUAAAACGCUGCGAUUUUUAUAGUAUUAUCUGUGGCAGCUCAUUGUUAAGCUGAAUGUGUCAAAUGUUGGUGUCUAUUAUCCCAAUUUAAUAUGCGAACAUUAUUUUUAUUAAAUAAUAUAAAGUCCCAGGUACGCAUUCCGUAUGACGUCAUCAGUACGCAUCGCAUGUAGGCAUUGCCGAUGAUGCGGUCCGUACGAUGCGGAUCAGUGGACGCAGUUGUAUGAGUUUCUAUACAAGACAAACUAAAAUCCGUUGCGUGCGAUACAUCCGAUGCGGGCCUGUGGACGGCUUACCUUAAAUGGUAGGCAAUGAGCAAUAAUAUAUUAAUAAAAUAUAGGACAAUAAACAUUUUUACCUCCAUAUUCGAACUGUAAAAUUGAAAAAAAAAACGCGCGGAACAUCAAUAUUUGAUACAUGACAGCUUGUUUAUUAAAACAAAAUACUGCCAAAAUGGAGUUUCGCAAAAGGUCUAUGAGAGUAGUACUUAGGGGCCGCAAGUCUGUCAUUAUUAUUCGUCAGGGGCAGCAAUUAUAUUCACGACAUAUUUUCAACAUUUUAACGGGAUAUUUACCAUGUUUAUUUAUGUCUAUGAGUUUCCGAUAUUUCGGCACUGUUGCAAGCGCCAUGAUCACGGAUGAACUGUAUUUAAACAUGGUAAAUAUCCCGUCUCAAGUUCUAAUGAUAGUGUUAGUGAGCAUGUCAGUUUAAAAAUCUUAUAAUUUUAACGAGAAUUACAUACUUUAGUCGAGUUUUAAAAAAAUCGACUAAAUGGAGCUUGGGUGUGUUUUUAAAAGUAUUUCGUGAAUGUAGUUGUGUUUCGAAGACGAUUCAAACAUCGUAUCAGUUAAUAACGGUGGCCGUGUCGUUUACAAACGUUGUUGAAUUAUUUUUUACGCGUAGUGUUGUACUCAUAUCGAUAAGGAUUCGAUUUUUAUCGAUACUUUUCACACAUGCUGAAAACAGCUGGAUUUGGUUUCAACGUGCUCAAUGCUUUUUAGCGGCGUUUGUGAACGAUACGAAGGUAUUUAACCUAGUCUUAAAAUUGUAUUUUCUGUGUGGAAUAGUUAUUGUACCAAAGAGAUUCGAACUUUAUCAGUAUUUUAACAAUCUAUGUAUUAUUUAAAGAAAAAAAUAUUUUAAAAAAGACAUCUAAGUGUUGCCAAUUUCGGAAUUCAUAAAUUCUUGCCAUCCUUCAAGUAUUAUUUAUUGUUUUAUCUAAAUUCUUAGUUCGAACUCUUUGGUAGUACCGCAUCUUAUACGGUCAAGUUAAGGUUUGUGAUAUUUAUUAUGGCUGCGGAUCGGUGAUAUUUGAAAACGGGCGUUAGUGUCUAUAUCUUAAGAUAUAAAUUCCUUUAACGCCGCGGAAGCACCGUAGUCGAUGCGGCUCUAACUAGUCCACACAUCAUUUCGAGUCAAUGACGUGCCAAUAAUCGAAAACCAUUGUUAAUAAUAAUAAUUAAUAGUUAUUACAUAUAUAAGAUAUUGUUAUAAUAGAUAUUUAGAUACGUAAUGGAAAUUAGACAAACAAUUAUUAUUGGACAGUAUGAUGAUAUUAUUAAUAUUAAUAACUUAGACAGGAAAUAUAAAUACAGUACAAAGACUUCGGUACGAAGUCGUUACCUCAGUGCAGUGUAUUGUAAAUAAAUAAAUACUAGGCUUAGAUGUAAAAUAUAAAGUUUUAGAAAUUUUUUAUACGAGGGCGACUUACACCUUCAAAUUUUCAUGAUUUUCGCAAACAAACUACCUUGCCAGAUCUAAAUUUUAUUAUUAACACCCUCUAUCUGGCAAUACUAAAGUUUCAAACGUGUAAAUAUAUUUUUUAUUUGAUUUUAGUUAGAUUUCCGAUCGAUAUGGCAAUAAUAGGUGUAAGCACCUCAAAAACAUGGCAAUACUUUUUAAAAUAUUUUAAAAUGGCAAUGUAACAUUGUGAUGUAUUUUACGAUCUCAAUACAGAUUAAAAAAGAUAUUUUUUUUACCUCCGACAAAACUGUAAAAAUUUUAGAAAGGAAACUUGCAAUUGUAUGAAAUACAUUCUUUUUUAUUCGAAGCGACUACGUUAAUCUGAUAAAAUUGGAUAUUAUUAAAAUAAAGAAUUUAUUUUCUGUUC
Messenger RNA from Spodoptera frugiperda (fall armyworm), 4120 nucleotides. RefSeq lists its product as uncharacterized. The transcript is spliced from 7 exons. The record is from RefSeq and is a predicted model, not a curated record. The coding region runs from base 278 to 1306 and encodes 342 amino acids. NCBI's taxonomy places the organism in Eukaryota, Metazoa, Arthropoda, Insecta, Lepidoptera, Noctuidae.